Messenger RNA from Poecilia latipinna (sailfin molly), 3900 nucleotides. RefSeq names its product bestrophin-2-like. Gene Ontology annotation, molecular function: chloride channel activity. The record is from RefSeq and is a predicted model, not a curated record. NCBI's taxonomy places the organism in Eukaryota, Metazoa, Chordata, Actinopteri, Cyprinodontiformes, Poeciliidae. Bases 1431 to 3488 code for a protein of 685 amino acids. The transcript is spliced from 9 exons.
UUUUUUUUUCCCUCAGUCGAGGUUUUGACUGAACUUGCAACCAAAUUCACGUCUUGUAUAUUUUUCCAGUUUUAUUGAAGUUCCUACAACUUCAGAGUUAAAUGACAGGUUGUUGGCAAAAUGGAAUAAAAAGAGAAAUGUUAUCUCUUUUGGGGGGGAGUGAGGGUUCAGUUCUUGAGGGUCAUUUUUAUUCCAAUAAAAGUACAAGAAUGGUUUGUUUACAGUUUGGCAUCAUUUUAAGAUAUGAAUCCACGUUUCAUCAGACCAAAGUGUGACAUUUCAGUAAGUUGAAGCUGAAAGGUCACUACAUCUUCCCCUCAGAACUGCCUGAAACACACCAACCCACUUCUCUCUAACAUCGAUUACCAUAACGGGAAGAAUCAGGAUAACUAUUCUGGUUGUAGUUAUUUAGAAUAUAACCUAUCACUGAAGUUUUGAGCUAAUGGUUGUCUGCAUUCUUACUGCUGUGAAUGAAGCAAAGGUUCUGGUUCAGUUGAAGCUUUCCCAACUGGAAAAUAAGUACAAGGUCAAUACUUCCACCUGUCAACAUCUCUCUUGUUUUCUGUCACUGAUUGCUUCAAGAAUCUGUUUUCUAUAGAUUUUUAUUUAAAUUAUAUUUCAAUUGUGAAUUAAAACAAACUUUCCUCAGCUAAAAAUUGUCCCUGGUCUUGUUUUUUAUUUAUUUAUUUUUUUUGUCCUUUGCUUCCAUAAGGUUAAUUAUCUUUUUAGAGCGAUCCCAUAUUUAGGGCAUCGCAGUUAAAGAGGGUGGACAUACAUGCUUGCAACACCUUUCAGUUCUAUCCAGCGUUAAUCUAUCAAAUAAAAGUUCCAAGUAAGAAGAGAUUGAAGGAGACAUGAGGCCUCAGAUGACCUUUAAAUAAAAACGCCUCAAGAGGAUAUGUGGAUUUGUUUAAACAUCAUUUUAGCCAGUUGUUUAAAUGCACAACAGUCUGCAGCUUCAGAACCAAACAGCAAGGUUCUUGUUUGUCAUUUUACUAAGCAGGGAAGUUUUGCACGGUCCGGUUGCUGCUGUUUAAUAAUUCCCUGCUUGUGCUGCUCGGCCCUGCUCUGCGCGCUCCUCCGGCCGCGGCGCUGCGGCCUGUCGCUUGUGGUUCAUCACCGAGCAUCGCUCGCCCGGUUGGGGGCCGUGCUAACGAGCCUCCCCCUCUUUGUUUUCUUGGAGGGGAUUUACCCCGGGGCGCGUUGACCACUGGACACCGCCGAGGAUUAUAACCACGCAGCCGACGAGGGUUUAGCGGAGCUGACGCCAGAGGAUAUCAGGGCGGCGAGCUCCUUUGGAGAGAGCGACGCUGCUGAACGCAGAGCGGGACGCGUGCCAAUUACGCAUGGAGACGCGCUGAGGAGAGCAGCAGAACGACGCACCUCUGAAAGCGCUUUCAUUCUGGAAACCUGGAAACCCUCGGCUCCUGAUGACGGUCACCUACACCGCCAGAGUUGCAAAUGCCAAAUUCUGCGGCUUUUCCAAGCUGCUCUUGGCCUGGAAAGGCAGCAUCUACAAGGUUCUUUACAAAGAGUUUCUGGCUUUCUUCGCCAUGUACACGGCCACCAGUGUCACUUACAGAUUUUUCCUGGAUGAUGAUCAGAAGAGGUAUUUUGAAAAGCUGGCAAUUUACUGCAACCACUACGCCAGUCUCAUCCCCAUGUCCUUUGUACUGGGUUUCUACGUGACCCUGGUGGUGAACCGCUGGUGGAAUCAGUACACCAGCAUCCCGCUGCCCGACAGGCUCAUGUGCGUCCUGUCCGGGGGCCUCCAGGGGAACGACGAGCGAGGCCGCUUGCUGAGGCGCACCAUGAUGCGCUACGCCAGCCUCUCGGCCCUCCUCAUCCUCCGCUCUGUCAGCACGGCCGUCUUCAAACGGUUCCCCACCAUGGACCACGUGGUGGAGGCUGGAUUUAUGACAAGAGAGGAGAGAAAGAAGUUUGAGGGUCUCCACUCUCCUUACAACAAAUACUGGAUCCCGUGCGUUUGGUUCACCAACCUGGCAGCUGUGGCUCGCUGUGAGGGCAGAAUCAAAGACGAUCACACACUCAAGCUUCUCUUGCAGGUGCAGCACAGCCAGAACAGGCAGAAACCUUCAGACACGCUGGCUAGUAGUAGUGUUGAGCUGCCGAGUUUCUUUAUUCUUUUGAAUGGAGAUUUAUAUUGUGGAUUGACGGCUGCUGUCUGUGUGUGUGUGUGUGUGUGUGUGUGUGUGUGUGUGUGUGUGUGUGGACAGGAACUGAACGCUUUCAGAGGGAAGUGCAGCAUGCUGUUUCAUUAUGACAUGAUCAGCGUGCCACUAGUGUACACUCAGGUGGUGACUCUGGCAGUGUACAGUUUUUUCCUCGUGUGUCUGAUUGGCCGUCAGUUUCUGGACCCCGGUCAGGGUUACCCGGGUCAUGACCUGGACCUCUACGUGCCCAUCUUCACGCUACUGCAGUUCUUCUUUUACGCAGGGUGGCUCAAGGUUGCAGAGCAGCUGAUUAACCCCUUUGGAGAAGAUGAUGAUGAUUUUGAGACCAACUGGCUAAUUGACAGAAACUUUCAGGUGUCCAUGAUGGCCGUGGAUGAGAUGUACGGCGAUCUCCCAAUGAUGGAGCGAGACCGUUACUGGAACGACUCCAAUCCCCGACCGCCCUACACGGCAGCGACACUCUUCGUCCUCCGUAAACCGUCCUUUCAGGGGUCCACCUUCGACAUGGCGAUCCCGAAGGAGGAGAUGCACUUCCAACCUCUGGAGGACAUUGCUGAGAAUCUGGAGGAAUCCGGCACUCGCCACCCCAACAUGGCUCUGUUUAACCGCCUCCUCCACGCGGCUCCGUCCCCGACUGGCUUCAUGGGAGGAGCUCUACGCCGCACCUCGGCUCAGCUCCAGAGGCUGUACCACUUGCCCAGUGACGACAGAUGCACCAGCGACGACGAGGAGGACGAGGAGGAGACAAGUUGCAAGAUUGGUAAAGGUGGGUCGCUGCCAUCAGGGCUGGGCCAGGACACCCAGAGCACCCUGUGCAGCUUCAGGGAGGACAAGAGUCCCAGGACGCCGCUGGUGGAUGUUCAGUUUGUGGAGGAGCAGGAAAGACGAGGAGGAAACGUCUCAGCCGGCGAGAGCAGGGAUGUAAAAAGAGUUGAAGGAGUUCAGAGGGAUGAAGAUGGAUCUGAAGCAGAGUCAGAGGAGACUUCCAUAGCUCCUGUGUCAUUGCUUCCUCCUCCUCCUCCUGCUCCGGCCUCCAGAGAGACAUCUACUCGUCCUGCCUCUGCCACUCCUAUCACGUCCCGCCACCGCUCUGCCUUCCUGUUUCCUCCGGCCGCCCAGUCCAGUCUGGAGCACUGCAGCUCCCAGCCAGUGAUCAGCCAUCCCAGGGCAAUGCCUCCCAUUCCCAAACCACCGUCCGCUGGGAACAAAAUGUUCCUCCUCACCGUGCCGUCUUACAUCGAGCCUCAGCGUUUUCGCAGCGUGAGCAUGGGGUCAGAGUUCACAGGGUCCUGAAGUCAGCAGCAAACUGCAAACGUCCGGUUUUGUGAACACCAAGAGGUUUAGUUCUGUAAGUAAAGCAAAACACUGAAGUGGCGCUUAGAGUUCUUCCUGAUUCCUGAUUGCUCCGUUAGGAUCACAUUGUAGUUUAAAUAAAUUAAAUGCACAACAUAACAGAAUCCAUGAUUCCCCCCGUGUAUUAUCUCUUAUUUAUACAAUAAACACGUAUUAAUCUCCUGCAAACUUUAAAAACAAAGAGAAGAGAGGAGUUCAUGUUGGAUUUUUGCACGUCGACCAGUGGAGAUUCAUUAACCAGUAACUUUUGUAAAGUCCGCUCGAUUGUUGUUUGCAUGCGACGGAUAAAUACAAUUUUAAUCUGUGCAUGCUUACUGCAAAAGGAAACAAAAAUAAAAACACGUGGAUUUGU